AUGGCCAACUCGCUCGUCUUGGUGACUGGUGCAACCGGCCACUUGGGCUUCAAAGUCUUGCUUCUCGCUCUGAAAGAAGGAUAUGAAGUCAAAGCCGCGAUCCGCAAGGCAGAGCAAGAGUUGAGAAUUACCAGGGUCAAGUCUAUACAGCCUUACCUCAAGAAUUUGACCUUCGUCGUGGUGCCUGAUAUCACGGCAAAGGAUGCUUAUGUCAACGCCGUGAAAUCGGUAGACUAUGUCAUUCAUUGCGCUUCUCCCAUUGCCAGCAAUGCAAAUAAUCAAGGGGAAACGUGGUCGCACCUCUUCUACGACCCUGCUAUUCAAGGAACCAUUAGCAUGCUCGAAGCGGCGACAAAAUCAUCAUCUGUGAAGCGGGUCGUCAUAACCUCCAGCAUAUUCGUCCUCGAGGGCUGGAACACAGGAAAGACAGCAGGGGCCCUCGACAUCAUCCCAGCCCCGUCAAAGUCCAAUGCAGACAAUUCUGUCAGCCGUGUUGAGGCAUACGCAUUGUCGAAAAUUUUCGCGCAUCACGCUGCCAAGGAAUUCUUCGAAGCCCACCGACCUUCUUUCGGCUUGAUACGCAUUACAUCCGGCUACGUUCAAGGCGCAAACGAACUCAACGAGUCGACCACAGACGCUCGAAAUGGCUCCAACAACGCACUCAUGCAUUGCUCUUGGAGAAACGGAGCCCACGUCGCUAGCUUGUCUCCAGGUGUGAAAGCCAGCGGAGCUCAUACGAACUUCAUAGUUGCGGGCAACGGUGGAAGAGGCAUUCCAUGGGACGAGUUUGGGACCGAGAUUCGGGAACGCUUUCCUGAGGACGUUGCUUAUGGAAGGUUAAACCCCGUGGCUGGACAGGAGAGCCUGCUCACCUCGUUUGAUGUGAGAUCUAGUGAGGAGGCGUUGGGCUUCCGCUUCGCAGGGAAGAAAGAGAUGGUGGAGAGCCUUGUUGGCCAGUAUCUCAAGCUGCUGGACUCAGUGCAGGGAACCCGUCGACGACAGUUAUGA
Molecule: messenger RNA, 1008 nt
Organism: Zasmidium cellare ATCC 36951
Lineage: Eukaryota; Fungi; Ascomycota; Dothideomycetes; Mycosphaerellales; Mycosphaerellaceae
Exons: 4
Coding region: 1-1008 (335 amino acids)
Molecular function (GO): oxidoreductase activity, acting on the CH-OH group of donors, NAD or NADP as acceptor
Source: RefSeq, a predicted model, not a curated record